GGAAUUUUGGGUGUUGUUAGGCACUUCCGGAGUAAAUAUUUCCUAAAUUGGCAUUCUGUAAAUUCCAACAGCAUUAAGUGUUUUUGAGUUCCAUAAAGAUGUCGAGCAAGGUUAAGAAAUAUAUUGAUGAAUGUAGAGGAGACCAAAACAAUACAGAACUUGACCUGGUUGAUAAAGGAAUUGCGAGUCUAAAUAUACCUGGCCUCUUGGACUUAAAGCACCUGACAAGACUGACACUGUCUCACAACAAAAUCAGCGAGGUUCCAGCCAAUAUAACAGAGUUGGCAAAUCUUGAACACCUUAAUUUAUUCAACAACCACAUAAAGGAGCUGCCCAGCACGUUAAAUUCCUUAAUGAAACUGAAAAUACUUAAUGUUGGAAUGAAUAAACUGAAUAUGUUACCUCGUGGAUUUGGUGCCUUCCCAGCCCUAGAGGUUCUGGAUCUGACGUAUAACAACCUAAGUGAAAAAUCUCUCCCAGGAAAUUUCUUUUGCUUGGACACACUAAGGGCUCUCUAUCUUGGAGACAAUGAUUUUGAAUAUCUGCCACCAGAAAUAGGAAAACUAAAGAAUCUGCAAAUUUUAUGUUUGAGGGAGAAUGAUUUAGUAGCAUUACCAAAGGAAGUAGGAGAUCUGCCUCGCCUUAGAGAAUUACACAUACAGGGAAACAGACUGACCGUGUUACCACCAGAAAUAGGUAAUUUAGAUCUAGUGGGAUCUAAACAGGUCUUCCGUGGCGAAAAUAACCCUUGGGUGACACCAAUAGCUGACCAGUACCAAGUGGGCGUUUCCCAUGUGUUUGAUUAUAUUCGAUCAGAAACAUAUAGAUUUUUAUAUGGCCGCCAUAUUGCAGCUGAUUCUCCUCCUCCAAAUAAACCUGCCGACAAAUCAAAGAAGAUUAGUCGAAUGGGCUGAACCAAUGAAAUAUAUAGAGGAGAAUGUGUAAACAAGACUAGAAAUGAGCUUCUUAUAAUACUCAAAGCUACAUGUAUACAUAUAGAGUAGCCCUUGUGUGUAAAUGUCUGGCCAUUUGUUACGAGUGAAAAAUGAUGGCUUUUCUCUUGAGGAAAUAUGAAUGCUUUGUACAAAGUAGGAACUAGAGAACUAGAACCAUUCAAAUGUACAGAAGAAUAUUUUUUCCCAUUGCAGGUGCUAUGUUGUCUUGGGGUAUUUAAACAUUUCAGUAUCAAAACCCAGUAUACCCAUUAAAAGGGUCAUUCAAAUGUUAAUGCUAUUUGAACUCCCAUGAAAAACUAAAUACUAAUAGUAGCUUCUUUACAAGUCUUAUAUUUUCAUGCUUGUAUUUCUUAAAGCUUUGGAAAGCUUUUUUUUUUUAUUUUUUUUACAAUUAUGGCUGCAAUUAGCUGGUAGUCUGGAAUAUUGUCUGUGCUUUCAUCUAAAUUUGCUAUGUGCUUUAAAUUCAGAUCUACCUUCUGUUGCAGGCUCAAUAUUUUUUAUGUAUAUCAUAUUUCUCUUUUAUCCUCUUUAAAUUCAAAAUGUUAUGCCUCAGGGUUGGUGCUGUAAUCAUAAAAAAUAUCAUUAAUAAGGGAAACUUUACAGUUGUUUCAAUAUUAUGACUGAUUGUAAUAUUUAAUGAUCAUGUGAUUAUUCAGUGAUUUUAAGAAAGGGAGAAAGGAAAGCAUUAACUGCAUAUAAUUUUACUACGUAUUACAAAUGUUUUCAGAAAUGGUCAAUUGGUCAUUAUGAUUGAAAAGUUUUAUAAGAACUUUAUCUAUCAUUUAAGAAUGCAUAAAAUCGGACUUGAUGUGCAUGAAUAUUUGUGACAUUUUUUAUAUGUUUAAAUUGCAUAUUGUAUGUUAUGUACUUAGUACGUGUACAUCAUAACAAAUAAAACAUCCUACAUAUGUA
Saccostrea echinata is the source of this 1868-nucleotide messenger RNA. Its product is annotated as ras suppressor protein 1-like. NCBI's taxonomy places the organism in Eukaryota, Metazoa, Mollusca, Bivalvia, Ostreida, Ostreidae. The record is from RefSeq and is a predicted model, not a curated record. The transcript has 9 exons. Bases 99 to 914 code for a protein of 271 amino acids. Gene Ontology annotation, molecular function: protein binding.